AUGAAGGUUUCGCUUUUCCUUCCUGCUUUCUUCCUCCCACUCCUCGCACUUUGUCGCGUCCAUAGUGUAGCGUCGUUAGACUUCUUCUAUGACACCAUAAACACGGAUUCCUACACUGUAGUGAAGUACUUUACAACAUGGUGCUCACACUGUAAAAGGCUCGGACCUGUCUUUUCACAACUGAGUGAGGCGUUUGAGGACCGCAAAGACAUCAAUGCCACAUUUCUGGAAGUUGACUGUGACCUCUUUGGAUCCACUUUGUGCGAUCACCUUCCUGGGUAUCCGGCAGUCGAGGUGAUAAAACCUAUUACCGAGCAGGAAAGGUUGGACUCAAACAGUGCACAGAAAAACACUGAAAAGCUGUCUUGGUGGUCCAAACUGAUCAAGACCAUUAAGCAGGGUGGCUAUAACCCGGCAUGGCACAUGGACAAGUCCAGAGCAGUUGAGUUCAAUGGCAGUCGCGACCUGCCACGUCUCAAGAACUUUGUAGAUAUGGUGGUAGAGAGCACAGAGCAAGACAAAGUGCUCGAGGCCGUCCUCAGCGAAGCAACUUGCGAAGAUGACCGUUGCGAGUCUUUGCGCAAAUAUUUAAGCAAGGUCCAUUCCACUGAUAGAGAAGCCCAAAAACUGGAGAGCAUACUGAGAAACAACCCAGACGAAGAGCUCGCAGAAAUUAAGCUCAAGCUCAAGCUUCUACACAAGCUCCAAGAGAAGAACUCGGAACACGACGAGCUCUAG
Molecule: messenger RNA, 738 nt
Organism: Lachancea thermotolerans CBS 6340
Lineage: Eukaryota; Fungi; Ascomycota; Saccharomycetes; Saccharomycetales; Saccharomycetaceae
Gene: MPD2
Product: protein disulfide isomerase MPD2
Exons: 1
Coding region: 1-738 (245 amino acids)
Biological process (GO): protein folding
Cellular component (GO): endoplasmic reticulum
Molecular function (GO): protein disulfide isomerase activity
Source: RefSeq, a predicted model, not a curated record